This is a messenger RNA of Arabidopsis lyrata subsp. lyrata, 1833 nucleotides long. RefSeq names its product probable splicing factor 3A subunit 1. The record is from RefSeq and is a predicted model, not a curated record. The transcript has 3 exons. Gene Ontology annotation, biological process: mRNA cis splicing, via spliceosome; regulation of alternative mRNA splicing, via spliceosome. The coding region runs from base 237 to 1691 and encodes 484 amino acids. Gene Ontology annotation, molecular function: protein binding; RNA binding. Gene Ontology annotation, cellular component: U2 snRNP; U2-type prespliceosome; catalytic step 2 spliceosome. Lineage: Eukaryota; Viridiplantae; Streptophyta; Magnoliopsida; Brassicales; Brassicaceae.
AAAACCUAAGACACAAGUUUCGUUUAGUAGGGUUCAUGUUUUUUUGGGUAUCAGUUUAGGGUUUAUAUUGAUUUUAUCUUCUUCGUUUCUCGUCGGUUGCGUCGAUUUCUCCAAGUCGUUCGUUCUCCGAUUCUACACGACUUUCACGGCGGGACUGUUUCUUGCCAGCUGAGGUAUCGGAGUUUCGUAUCUCUCCCUAAAAGCCUAAGUAGUCAAAACCUGAAAUUCGAAGGCAGAUGGAUUCGCAAAUCAUCUCAGAUAAAGCGGAGGCUGAACGAAUUGUUAAGAAUGUAGCACGUUGCAUUGCCAGAAAAGGGUUGAAGUAUGAGAAGAGGAUGAUGACCAAUGUCAAAGAUCCAAGAAUCAACUUUCUGAGGAACCCUGAAGAUCCCUUACACGGAUAUUACAAGCAGAAGCUUAGUGAUUACCUUUCUCAGAUUCAACAAAAUGGAACUAUUGUUGAUGAUUUUGGUCAUGUUGUAGUUAGUACCCAAGUCACUGAGCCACCUCCAGGUAUAAUCAGAAAUGAUAUCGAGGAUAUGGCGCGUUACAUUUCCAAAGGUGGGUUGGUGUUUGAGAGCGUCAUGAGGCAUCUUGUUGCAGAUGAAGCAAGAUACAGCUUUAUGGCUAGUUCCCAUCCCUUUCACGCGUUUUACCAGCAGAAGCUUACCGAAUAUCGUUCUAUCAAUCAACAAGACGGAGGAGCUAAUCUUGAUUAUGAUGCUACUCUUGCUGUUUACAAGCAAAAGGCUACCGAAUUCCGUUCUUGGAUUCAACAAGAGGGAGCUAAUCUUGAUGAUGAUGCUGAUGCUGCUGGUCAACGCAUUGUUCUGCCAUAUUUUCUCGACCUUAGACUUCCUAAAGGGAUGAGUGGCAAGGAUUUUAGAACUAUGAAGCUCACAGCUCAGUUUGGGGCUUGGUAUGGAAACGAUUUCUGGCUGGGGUUCAAGAACAGAGAUGGGUUUGAGUUUACGAACCCAACUGAUAGCAAGUUCCCACGUUUCACUCGGUUUGUUCUCGAGUAUUCAGAAGUAUUUAGUCCCCCUAAAGAUUUGAAAGAAAAGGUUAGCAAGAGUCAUGCUUAUAUGUCGGCCAUACAUGAUGGUUUUUUCCGUCUUGUUAAUCAGUGGGAUUCUCUCCAAGAUUUGAAAUGGCACGAUGGAGGGGUGAUGUCUAUGGUUCGUUGGCAUGCUUCUCUCGUGAAAGAUUUUGCUAACAAUGAAGAGCUGCCACACCCUGAAACCACUGGGUCUGUAUCUGGAACGGAACCAGAGCCAAAGAGACUAAAGCUUGACGAGUCAGGCCUUGUUCCAGAAGACCAGUUUCUUGCUAAACACCCGGGUUGGUGUACAAUCAGGGUUUCGAUUGUCAGUGUCGAAGGUCGUGAGGUAAACAUCAUUGAGAAAACAGUGCAGUCGUUAUCGGAAAACGUGGCCAGUUUCAAGGAGAAAAUAGCCGAGGAGGUCCGAAGUAUCCCACCAGAGAAACAGGUGUUAUUCGGAAAAGCCGGGUUGUUGAAGGACAACAACAGGUCACUAGCACAUUACAAUGUGGGAGCAGGAGAAAUCCUUACUCUGUCCUUGUGUACGUGUGGGAGAGAGACAGAUUUGGACAAGCCUUGUUGUUGCACGGAAUUGUUUAACAACGCACUUGGUGAGAUGAUGCGAUCUCAAGCUUCUUGUUUUGAUUGAUUGAUGUUUGGAUAUUUGGCAGCUUAUUGUUCGUUUUGGCUCUGUUAUCUUUCUUAAAUGAUCUUAUACUCAUGGUCAUUUUAAGUUUCUCCUCUAUGUAAAAAUCUUGACUUUGAUUGGGUUUUCUUCUAUAUUCUAUGCA